GUUUUAUAUAUUCACUGUCUUAAAUUAUUAUACAUUUGUGGUGGGUCCAACCUUGGUUAGGUUUACUGUGAUAAUGCUCUAUAUGGUAAAACUGAUAUCUUAUAACCAAGGCUUUGAUACAUUUUCCACAAUACCAAUUUUGUACUUCUGGUACCUACUUGAUAUAUAUUUAAUGAUGUUGCGUUAGGUCAGUAAAUAUUCUAAACUACGACACUAAAUUCUUUCUAAUUAAUUUUUAGGACUAUGAGUUCAUUAAAUGUAUUACGAAUACCAGUGGUAUACUUGUCAACAAAACAAUGCCCGAAAUAUAAAUCUACCAAUUCAAAGAAAGAGGAUUUAAAGAAUAUAAAAAUAAAAAUGAAGACUCCAAUUGGUAAUGUAAAAUAAUCUGACUAAGUUGUACAUGUAAUAACUAGGGCAGAUAUUUAUAUGCUGUUGCAUAUUUUUAUUGGUUAGUUAUAAGAAAAGUGUCUAGUUAUACUAGGAUUGCUAUUUAUCCCGUUUUGACUUGUAUAGUCCCAGCUUUAAGGGAAUGUCCCGAUAUCCCUGCCAGUCAGUAGAGACCAUGAGUAAAUUUAUGAAUAACACUUUGUUGGAUUAAAAGGAUGCAUGAAAAUACAGUAUAAGACCUGAUAAUCUGUUGAAUGAACAUUCAAUAUCAUGUUCCUAUUUGAGGAUUUCAAAAUCUGGCAACCCUAAGUUAUACCAAAACGUGUUUCAUGUCUGAAUCGAUUUUAUAUCCAAAAUUGUAUUUUACAUCUAUGUUUUUAUGGCAUAUUUUAAGCCUUUGUGUAUAUUUACAGCAUCUUAUGGAUUUUUGUACCUUUUAAAUACACGAAUCAAUGCGUCACAUGGAGUAUUAUAAUAAGUGUAUUAUAUGACCGGUUUCAAAUUAAAAAUUCAUAAUCAGGUAUAUCAGUCAAAAUGUAAAACGUGACUGAAUAUAAAAAAUUAAAUGAAGGAAUACAUAGAAAAAAAAAUUUGUCACUUUACAUAGAAUAUAGAAAUUAAAUUUCUUAAAUCUUACAGUUUUCAUAAUAAACAAUAAAUUUAAUUUUAGUAUCUACAAGAAACCCACAUAAAUUGACACUAUAAACCACAAGAUUUUAAUCACACUUAUUCUCAAAAACUAUUUUUUAAUUCAAUAUUAUAUAGGCUUGAAUGUAUUUCAUUAAAUAAACAUAAUUAUCAACACUAGUUCAAUAUUAUCUAUAAUAUUGCCCAUAGAAAUAAUUUCAAUUUAAAUACUAUUGAAAAAAUUCAUAAACGUAUUAAAGAAAAAAUAAUAUACAACUCACCAAAUAAUGUUAUUAACUUUUGUAGUAUGAAAUAUCAAGAUAAUAUGUCUAACAAAUUCACAUAAAUUCUGAACAAUAAUACAAAUAAUGUAAAAAUUACUUUUAAGACUAAUAAUAAUUUAAUCAAACAUAAAAACCAUUGAACUAAAUAUGACUAAUAAAACCCCGUUUUUUGAAAAUACUGGUAUAUAUAAACUUAAAUGUAACUGUCAUGAAUUUUAUAUAGGUAAGACAAAUAAAAAUUUUAAAAUAAAAUAUAAAGAACACAUUUUUGAAAUAAAAUUAAAAAAGACUGCCGCUAAUUCAAAUUUCACUAAACAUAUUUUAGAAAAUAAUCAUAAUAUAAGUUUUAAUAUUAAUAUAGACUUAGAAAUAUUAAAUACCCAACAAAACAUUUACAUUAGGACUUGCAAAUCCAAUUUUUGACUCAAACAUUGAGGUUCUCUCACUCCUCAUUCGCUACUUGGUACAGACAUAUUUCUCCAACCAUCCCGACAUUAUCCUGGUUCUAAAACCUCAAUCUUUCCAGGAAAUGCAUAAUUUUACUCUCCCGUCUCUGGUUUGGUCAUGCAUGUCUUUCUUCUCAUUCCUUUAAAUUGUCAUUGAACAACACCCCUCUCUGCACACUCCACGAUGAUCCAAUGGUCUGUGAUAUUAACCAAUUACACUUUAUUUGCCCUAGUCUAUCAACACAUUGUGACCACCUAUUGUCUCUUCUGAACACCACCAAUAUCCCUUUCGAUACAAAUAAAUAUUUUCUUAUUUUAUAAUAAAUCUUAUACCAUAUAUUAUCUUUCUUUAUUCAUACAGGCUUUGUAAUUUAAUUUGUAAAUUGUUAUUAUUCUUUUUCUUUCUUUUUGUAAACUUCCUCUACAUUAAUUUUAAUUAAUUGUACCGGCAAAGUUUUAAUAAAAAAAAAUUUACAUUAAUUCAGUUUUAGAAGAAUUUAUAAAUAAUUUUAAUAAUAUUUUAAAUAUUCAAACCGAUUUUAAAAAUAAUAUCUUUUAUAAAUACAUUUUAGAUAAUAAAUAAUUAAAUAAUUAAUAUUUAUUAACAUAUUUAUGUCUAAUAAUAACUAAUUUUAAAAAAUCUCUCCUGUUAAAAUAAAUUAUUUCUAAUUAUAUGUAAAACGACUAAUUUGAAUAAUUUUUUUUUUUCUAUGUAUUUCUUCGUUUAAUUUUUAUAUUCAGUCACGUUUUACAUUUUGACUGUGAUAUACCUGAUAAUGGAUUUUUAAUUCAAAACCGGUUAUAUAAUACACAUAAAAUUCCAGGUGACACAUUGAUUCAUUUAUUUAUUAUUUUAAUAACUUUGUUUUUACUUUAUUAUUUUAUUUUAUUACUUUCAACAUGUUUUUUUUAGUAUAUAUUUGUAUUUAGAACAUAUUUUAAGGGCAUUUUUGUUAUUUUUAGUACAUAUUUGCAUAUGUAUUUUAAGGUUUUUAGAAGAGCAAAUAAAUAUCUGCCAUAGUAAUAACCAUUACAUCUUACUAAAGGGAAAUUGGAUGAACUGGAAGCUGGCAAGCAUCCUUUUCAAGAAAAAGAACCACUUAAAGAAUGGCCUGAAGGCCGCAAUCCAACAACAGGUGAACUUAAUGGCCCAAAAGGACCCGAACCAACCAGAUAUGGAGAUUGGGAGCGAAAAGGAAGAGUUAGUGAUUUUUAAAUCAAAAACACAAUGUAUAAAUAAUUUGUUUAUAAUUAAAUUUCUUUAAUAGUUAUUUUUUUAAAAGAUAUUUAGAUAAUAGUAAAAAAAAAAAAAAAAAAAUGGAUGUAUUUGGAUUUUUGAAUAAAAAUUAAAUUAAUAUUAAAGAAAAUAUAUCCAUCUAAAACUAAGCGAAUUCUCAUAAUUAUACCAAGGUCAAUAACUUAUUCAUCUGUUUUUGAUAGACCCAUGGCAUCUUUCAUCAUAAAAUUUCUUAGUGCCCAUAAUGCGUUUAAAACAUUUCCAUGAUUACCAAUUCCUUUCCCCAACCAUUGAACAGCUGGGAGCGAAUUUGGAUCAUCUGGACCCUUAGUGUUUUCUUGGGUAGCCAUUAAUUGACGUUCCCAACUAGGUUUGCUCUCCAGAUUCAAACUUUCAAUGUAUCUAUACAAAUUUAAAAGUAGUAAGAAAAAAUGUUUGACAAUUUAAAUUUUUUAUAUUUUACUUGAUGUAAGCUUCAGAAUGAAAUACCCUCGUAGGCUUUGGUGGAACUGUUACAAAUAAUGGCUCAGGAUGUUUAUUAAUAAUUAUGCUAUUAUUACUUGCUGAUCCUAAAAUCGAGUGUGACAUUAAUCAAUGUUUCAUAUGUUUAACAAAAGGAAAUAAUAUAUGCUAUUCACAAAUAUAAUUACCAUUUUGAGACAUGGGUGAUGGUGUAUUCCUAUUUAUCUGAUUUAAAACAUUGACAGCUCCUCCAACUACAUAUUUAGAAAAAAAUUAAUAUGCAUAUUUUAUAAUUUAAAAAUAAUAAAGUAGGAUAAUAACAGAUUUUUUUUGGAUUAUCCACCCUUAAUCUUUAAAAGAAUCAAAUAAUAUAAGAUAUCUACAAAAGCCAAAACACCUAAAACUUUACCUGAUUGAUUUGUAUACUGUUGUUGUGGUACUUGUUGUGGGGUAAUUUGUUCUUUUUUCAAGCGUGUCGAAUGUACUACUUGUCUAAAAAGCAUUUCAAAAUUCAAUAUAAAAAGCAACACACAACAUGCACAUCUAUAUAUAUAUAUAUAUAUAUACAAUACUGAACUUUACAAAGUAUAUUAAAAACAAAAAAAAACUAUAAUAUAUUAACGCAAACUACUGGAAUCAAACUAAAAAUAAUAUCUACAUUUUUAAUAAAUUAUGUUUAAAAUAAUAAAAUCACUUUUUAGCAAGUAGCUGUAAGAAAAUAAAAAUGAUUGUAACUUUGAGCAACUAGAUUAAAAUGAACUAAAAUUAUUAAACAAUGAUACUUAAAAUAACUGCUAAAACCAAUCCUAAAAAAACUAAUUAUAGAAAUAUUACAAAACCAAGAAGUCAUUCAACAUUUUUAGAAAUUAGAAAAUUACUAAAAUAAUUUGGAAAACAAAUUAAAACAAUCAUGCUAAAGUAAUUCCACCAGAAUUUAUUGCAAACUAAAACAGACCAUUCGAAUUUUCAAUUGGCGGUGGAGACACUGGUGUCACUGAUAAAACAGAAGUAGUUGCAACGACUGAGCGAGUGCUCGACAUGAAAUUUCUGAAAUUAAGUUUGUUGAAUAUAAUUUAUAAUUCUUAUAAUAAAAUGUAUAAACUAUUAAACUUAUUAUUAUAUUGUAUUAAAAUUAUUAAACUAAAUGUUUUAAAGUAGAAUUCAAAUAAAUUUUUUGAAUCAUCUAUUUAUCAUAAAAUAAGCAAUUGUUAUUUUAUAAACAUUAUAAUUAAGCUUUAUUUUAACAAUAUUUUCAAUUUUUAUCUCAUCUCUUUAAAACUUAAACGAGUAACACUUUUGGUUUUCAAAUAUUUCUACUCUCUUUUUUAAAUGUAUGUUUGAAAAGAGAAUAUUUUUCUAAAAAUGUUUAUAUGUAUGACACUUAAUCAUAUACUCCAUUUAUGGGUUAUAACAGUUUAAAAUUUAUUCCAGAGUAGUAGGAGAGGGCAACAAACUUUAUAUCCAUUUUUAAUAAUCUAAUAUUGGAAAUAUACAAAUUAUUAUAUUUGAUAAAUUUGAAUAAUUGGUAGCAUUGGAACCAUGUGUACAGUUCACUAAAAUAUGUUGUCUUCAAAUAAUUUGACAAUAGUUCUAUCUAUAGUAUAUUAUCUAAGGUUAGAACAUGAAAUACAAUAGCAAAGAAAACAUGUAUUAUACAAAUAUAUAGUAUAAAAUGAAGUCACUGUUUUUUUUUUUUUUUUUGGGAUAAACUCCGAAACAGCUAAAUGGAUUUUGAUGGGGGUUACACUGUUGGAUAGACAAUUAACCAAAGAAAGUUUAUAACUUUCAAAAACCAUCCCCCAAAAUUUGGUUUUAGGUGUUAUUGUUAAUUAUUCAUUACUAUUAUUUAUUUAUUUAUUUGGAUUACUUUAAUAACAAUGAAAAAAAAUUGGUUAAAACAUAUGUAUGGUAAUAAUAUUAAUAAAAAUAAUUAUAAAGAUUUAUGUGCCGUAUUAUGCAAUAAAACUGUAAACUGUCUAUAAAAAUUGUUUGCAUUUUAGUCAUGCCUAAACAAAGAUCUAAUAUAGGAUGCAACACUGCAAAUGCUAAAAAAGUAUAUUUAGUUCAUAGUAAUGAAACUUCUGCUGAUUUAAAUUAUAGAUUUUAUGUUUACCCAGAAAUAUCGACCAUUUCUACUAUGACUUUGAGUUGGUUUCAGGAAUGAGCAAUAUUGUCAUCAACUAAUGAGCAAGUUAAUAAAAUAAAUGGCAUGGUACUGUUACAUUCAAUGUACCAACAAAAAUUGAAUUAAAACAAUUUUGAAUUUUUCUUUAUAGAUUUUGUACUUUCUUACAUUAUUCUCACAUCUAAGUUGUUUGCAACUGUCAGUACAAUAGUAAAACAAAUAACUUGUCUAAAAUACCUUUUGUGUCCAAUUGCCUGAAUUGUAAAAUUAAUUAAAUUUUUAAGUAUGUAGUAAGUAAAUUCUACUAUUAUAAAAUAUCUGUUUAAAUAAAAAUUAUUUUUAUUAAAUAUAGUUAUUUUUAUUUACAAAAUCUUAAAUGGCACUAUUGAGGACAGUUUUCCUCUUAGUCAAAUUAAUUUAUCUGUUCCCACUUUUAACUCUAGAAACCGGCUAUCUUUUCACAUUACUAGGCACUAAACACUUAAUGGUUAUUUUUUCCCUAUCAAUAGAGCACUAGUAUCUUGUAAUAACUUUCAAAAUUAUUUUGAUAUUUUUCAAUCCUUUUAAAGUAUGCUACAAAUCAAUAUAUUCUCUUUUUAACUUUUUUUUUCAACUUUUAUACUGUACUCUAGUUAUAUACCUAGAACACUUAUAGAUUUACUGAACAUUAUUUUUUUUUUAUUUUUUUCACUAUUUAUGUACAUUUUCAUAUUUGUAUUGUUAUACAUUUUCUGUACUGAAUGCUUUUCAUUCAACUGAGUGUAUUUCAAAAUAAAUAAAUAAAAUUGUCAUUAUAAAAGAAGUGUGAUGUCUUUAGCUUUUAAUUAGUCUUUUUACCAAUAAAAGUCUUUAUUUUACAAUAGGUGCAUUUUUUACUAAUUAAAAAUGCAGGGUUCAAUUUAAACAAUAAAUAGAAAAAAAUUAAUUGUUAUCCAAAUAUUAUCUACUAAUUAUGCAAAAUAAUUUACCCUCUACAAAUAUAAAUAUUAUUUUUUAUAAACUCGGAACUAAGUGGUAGUAAUAUUUUUGAUAUAACUGGGGAUUUAGUUAAGUCUCUAGUCUUUAAAACUUUAGAAUUAUUAAUUGUAUUAUUUUAUUUAUAUUGAUUUCAAAUUGUAUCUAAUCUCUAGAUUAAUUAUUUUUUUUUCAUAAAUAAUAAUUUUUAGAAAAUGAUUGAAUAUUUUUUAAUUAAAUACAAAAACCCCCAUAGUUACCAUAACAAAAUUAUAAAUUAAUACUAGUACUAAUACUUCUCAAUAAAUAUAUUUACUUGUUUCGCUCUGAUAAUGGUACAUGUUUUCCAGGAUUUUUAAGUAUAUGUACUUCUUUAACAUGUCUGACUAAACGGUGCAAACUUGGAAAUGGAGCAAUACCUGUCUUCUUAACUCUAAGACAUCCUCUCCAUUGACAUUGGAACUCUACAUCUAUACAGUAUAGGUGAUGUUAAAUCACAAAUUGAUAAACAAAUUAAAUUUUUAUUGUAUAAAAUAUACCAUUAGGGGGAAUUGCUGAAAAGAAUGUUUGUACAUGACCGUAUUGAUCAGCCACAGCAUGAUCUAAACAAUCCGAUUGAUCUUCAAAUUGCCAUUCACAAUUAUCCCAACCACACUCCCAUAUCAGAUCAGAACCUUCUGGCGGAGGUGGUGCUUGUAUAGGUUGUUGGCGCCAUUGUGGAUAAUUCUCUUCAUUUAAUCUAUUUGCACGUUCCUCAUAUGCUAAUUUUUCUGUUGGUGAUAAAUUACGCCACUGCAAUUUUAUUAAAUUAAAAUACAAAAUUGUUUUCUCAAACAUAAAAGUAUAAUAUAUCACAAUAGUAUUUUAAUAUAAUACUUAUUACAAAAAAUAAUAUAACUUACUUCAUUGCCAACUAUUCGACUAACUUCACCAAAACUACGAUCCGGAUUAUUUUGCACCACGGCUUUUCGAACAUCACCUGUAUACAAUAUAUAACCAGUGACUAGUUUCUUAUGAUUAGGAUUUUUUUUUCUUGAUGAUGAUGGUGUAGACAUAACUGUUGAAGUAUUCAGAGUCCGUUCUCCUAGAUCAGAAGAGCUAACAGAUGGCGGACCUCCGUCCAUUGAAUCUUCUGUCAUUGUAUCAGCUGGCUCUAAUUUUGGCAUUACUGGAGAACUAACAUUCUGUAAUUAUAAUAAUAAAUUUAAAAAUUAAAUACAAACAACUUUACUUCAAACUUUAUGAUGGAGCUUACUGAGACAGAAUCAUAAUUUUGGUUAUACACAGUUUUAAUAUCACUUGAUUGAGUAUUAACUUCAGUUGCACCAUCCUAGAAUUAAAUUAAAUUAUAUAUCUCAUUUUAUAAUAACAGUAAAACAGUAAUUACCUUAACUGGAUGAAUAAGUCUCCUAAAGAAAUAAUACUCAUCUUGAUUUACAGUUGAAGAAUGAGUAUAUUUUUUUAAACCAUCUUUUGGUAAUUCUCUGAUUUGCUUAGUAGAUUCGUCAUAAAUUGACUCACAGAGAUAAACAUCAUCUUCAGCUAUUUCAGCUGGACGACCUAAAAAAAUUAACAAAAUUAAUGAUGAACAUAAUUUAAUUUGUGCUAUAAUAAUUUACAUGAUAUAUAAUCUGCAUGUUCUAACACUGAACAUUUUCCUGUGAUUUUUGAUACUAAUACUGUUUCUUCAUUAUUAGUCAACAAAACUUCUUGUUUAAAAAAUUGUCUACCAGAAAAAUUUGAAAGAUCUGUAGGAUAUAAAAUUAUAGGACCAUAAAUGUAAGCAGUUCCUCUGAAAUAUUAAAAAUAUGUCAAUAAUUAAAAAUUAUGAUACUGGGAUAAAGCAAAAAUUAAAUAAAUAAAAUUUGAACAAUCAAUAUUAUCAUAUAAAUAGUUAAUAUAUUUAACAUAGAUUAUCAUGUUAAGUUAAUUACCUAUUUAUUUUAUUUGAUAUAAUCAAGACCUGAUUUAGUAAUGAUUAGUAUAAAGUUAUACAUACUAUAUUGCUUGCUAUAUGUGGUAUUUCACAAAGUGAAAAAAAGCAUCAGCUGGUUUAUGUAACAAGAUAAUUCCAAUAAGAUUUGAAGGGUAAGUUCUACUAGAUUGUAAUGAGAUCAGCUAUAUUGUAUGGUUCAUUAUGUUGGGAGGUAGACAGAAAAAUAGAACAGAUAACAAAUGUAACAGAUAUGAAAAUGCUUAGGUGGAUGAAAGAAGUGAUGAGAGAAGAUAGGAUAAGGAAUAAAUCUGGAUUAGAUGUCGCUUCAAUUGUAAACAGAAUGAGAGAAAAUGAACUGAAAUGAUUUAGGCAUGUCAUGCAAGAGAGACAAAUCAGAAGCAAUAAGAAUUGCAAUGAAAAUAGAUGUAGGUUGUAAUAGGAAAGAAUGGAAGAGGAAGACAGAAAAAAAGGUGGUUAAAUGCGAUUGAGAAUCAUAUGAAGAUAGCAAGUAUAUGCAAUGACAAUGUUAAAGAUCAGGUCAAAUAGAAUUUUAGGAUGAGGAUGGCCAACCCAAGAAGUUGAGAAGAAGACUAAGGAGAAAAAGAAAAAGAAUGCUAUUUCAAAAAUAUCACCUUAACUUCAAAUUAUAAAAAAACAUAAAUAUUACAAAAUAUUAGCAUGUUCUAUAUAUUUACAUGAACAUUUUUUUUAUCGAUAGAGGUAUUUUUUUUUUUAAAAACUAGUUGAUCUUAUAAUAUUAUUUAUUUAUUAUUAAAAUUUCAACACCUGACAGUAAUUUUACAAAGAUAAAAAACAUUUCAGGUACAAUAAUAAUAUAAUAUGAAUAGUAUAAUAGUAUAUAUGUUACCGGGAAUAAUAUAUUGAUAAUUCAGUAUUAUUCAUAAUGCCAAAAAAACACCAGGAAUUAUGUACAAUUAUUAUAAUCACUAGGUAUUAUGUAUAAUGUCCAAAGAAAAUUAGGUAAUAUAAUAGAUAUUGAGGUACCUAUAUAUUAUUAAUAAAAAAACAAACAUGAAAUAAUACACAAAAUGGUAAUUCUUGAUUAUUGGUUAAUGGGCAAAGAUUUUAAAUUUUGUUCAAUGUCAUAUGAAAUUUUUUUUUUUAUCAGCAUUGAACAUCUUACAUAGAAUGUUUUUUGUAGUCUAUCUUUUGGAGCAAUAUUUAUGAUAGAAAAACAUUAGCCAUAAAAAUGUAAAAUAAUGAAAUUGUUACGCCAUAAUUUAAAUUAUAAUUAAAAAUAAUAAAUAAGAAAUAUUAAGUACCUAGCAUUUGCUAAAUUGAUUUUUUUUAAUUUGCCUAAGACAAAUUUGGUAUUUUAUAAAAUACCUAGGCAAUAUUUGAAAUAAUAUUGCUUAUUAUAAAUUUUUUUCAUAUUGCCUAAAACCAGGAAUAUAUAUUAUGCAAAAUACCUAAAUUAUCAAUAUUGCUGGUAAAAUAUAUAUAUAAUUUAUGUAUAGUAUAUAUAGUAAUAAAAGGUAUAACAAUACACAAAUAGAGCAAAUAUACAUCAAAUUAACAUAGAAACUAAUUACAUGAUUUGAUCCUAAAAUUUACCCUUAUACAACAAUUAUAAAGACUACCAGUCUAGAACAGUGUUUCUAAACCUUUAAUCAUGUAUCCCUUGACUUCUUACUACUGCUUUAUGGACCCCCAAUGUCAACUCGUCAAAUAUUUUCACUUAAGAUAGACAAGAAUUUAUGAAAUAAAUAAAAAAAAAAAUUUGGAAAUAUUGUAAUAUUUGAAAUAUUUGUUAUAGGCACAUCAAAUUAGAUAAAAUCCAGCGUACACAUGCCACAACUUAAUGACAUAUCCAUAUUAUAUUCAUAUUAUACCUAUGUAUAAUGAAGAACCAAUUUUCAAUUACAAUGACGCAAAUAUCAAAUACAACAAUUUUUCAAUGGACCCCAGGUUGAAAAAGACUGGUCUAGUAGACUGAUGUUUAAAUUAAUUGGACGCAUUUUUCUUUGAAUUACAUCAUUACAUAAAUAAUUGCUUUUACUGAUGUUGAUUUUGAAAAUUUUUUAAAAUUGAAUAACUAAAUUUAUUAUAAAAUGUGUAUCUAGCAUUUUCCCUUUAAUAUCAAGGUAAGAAAAGUUUAAAAAUUGUCGUGGUACGGUGAGUAAUUUU
Molecule: messenger RNA, 10609 nt
Organism: Cinara cedri
Lineage: Eukaryota; Metazoa; Arthropoda; Insecta; Hemiptera; Aphididae
Source: the annotation of a GenBank genome assembly